This is a messenger RNA of Phytophthora nicotianae INRA-310, 3725 nucleotides long. RefSeq lists its product as hypothetical. The record is from RefSeq and is a predicted model, not a curated record. The transcript has a single exon. Lineage: Eukaryota; Oomycota; Peronosporomycetes; Peronosporales; Peronosporaceae. Bases 189 to 3635 code for a protein of 1148 amino acids. Gene Ontology annotation, molecular function: protein binding; nucleic acid binding. Gene Ontology annotation, cellular component: nucleus.
CGCACUUUGGAAGAUUUUGACCAGGGUGCUCUGGUGUCGAGCUUGCUUGCUCUUUGCCGGCUCGUACCUUCCUCUGCAGUGCUCUCAAGCGCGUACAACCGCUUCGUGACACACGCACUGCGUCUCCUCUAUCUACCUGUCCCGGUUGCACCACGUAACUUCCCCUGUAGCCCAAGCAGUCGACCAAAAUGGCGUACAACUACGUAGCUACGGCUCAGAAGCCCACGAGCGUCACACACUCGCUUACAGCGGCUUUCACGGGCGCGAACGACACCAAUCUGCUAUUAGCAAAGAGUACACGCUUCGAGGUGCAUCUCUUGACGCCCGAGGGGCUCCAGCCGCAGCACGACAUCAACCUGUACGGUCGUAUCGCGAUCUUCGAGGUGUUCCGCGCCGCCAACGAGCCUCAGGACUGGCUCUUCAUCGUCACACAGCGCUUCCAGUUCUGUGUGUUAGCCUAUGACGCAGCCACGCAGCAAGUAGUGACCAAGGCGCACGGCAGCAUCCGAGACUCGAUCGGUCGCAGUAGCGAGAUUGUCACUAGUGGCAACAUCGACCCAGAGGGCCGAUUGAUCGGCAUGAAUCUAUACGAGGGCUACUUCAAGGUCAUCCCUAUUGACAAUGGCAAGGGAAUACUGCGAGACACGUUCAAUAUCCGUCUGGACGAGUUGCGAGUCAUUGACAUCAAAUUCCUUCAUGGCUACAACAAACCCACCAUCUGUGUGCUGUACGAGGACUACAAGGCCGCGAGACACUUGAAAACGUACCAUAUUCUACUCAAGGAGAAGGAUUUCGCCGAAGGACCGUGGAGUCAGUCAAACGUCGAGUCUGGAGCGAGUUUAUUGAUCCCAGUGCCAGCACCAACGGGCGGUGUGUUGAUUGUGUCCAACCAGACUAUUGUGUACCAUAAUGGAAGCACAUUCCACGCUAUUCCGAUGCAGAGCACAGUGAUUCAAGUGUACGGGGCGGUGGAUAAGGAUGGGUCGAGGUUCUUGCUUGCUGACCAGUACGGAACGCUGUCUGUUGUGGCACUGCAACACACUGGGAAGGAGGUGAGUGGGGUGCAUCUUGAAGUACUUGGAGAGACGAAUAUUGCGUCCUGCUUGUCGUACUUGGACAAUGGUGUGGUAUUUAUUGGCAGCACAUUCGGUGAUUCGCAGCUGAUUAAACUCAACGCUGACCGUGAUGAGAACGGGUCGUACAUUGAAGUCCUAGACACGUACGUGAACGUCGGACCGAUUAUCGAUUUUUGCGUGAUGGAUCUCGAUCGUCAGGGUCAAGGGCAGAUCGUGACUUGCAGUGGGGCUGACAAGGACGGAACGCUGCGUGUGAUUCGCAAUGGCAUUGGAAUCAACGAACAAGCCAGCGCUGAGCUACCAGGUAUUAAAGGCAUGUGGUCACUUCGCGAGACAUUCGCUGCAGAACAUGACAAGUACCUUGUGCAGAGUUAUGUGAGUGAGAUUCGUAUUCUCGCUAUCGGCGACGAGGACGAGAUGGAAGAGAAGGAAAUCCCGGCGUUCACGAACGUAAAGACGCUACUCUGUCGGAAUAUGUAUGGAGAUUAUUGGCUGCAAGUAACUGAGUCGGAAGUGCGUCUUAUCAGCUGCACUUCCUUUUCGCUCAGCUCGACUUGGUCACCAGUGUCAGGAUCAAGGAUUACAGUAGCUGCUGCUAAUCCCACACAGGUUGCAGUCGCGACAUCCGGCGGUGUGCUCGUGUACUUGGAAGUUGAGAACGGGCAGGUUUUUGAGAAGACGAAGGUGAAGAUGGAACACGAAAUCGCGUGUGUGGAUGUUAGUCCGCUUACUAGCAGCGAUGGCGGGGAUGGUGACGUCUCCAUGACGGGCUCAACAACGCAUUGGGACAUGGCUGCGCUUCGCAGUUCGCUGUGUGUCGUCGGACUGUGGACUAGCUUUUCGGUUUGCGUGUUGCAACUACCAAGUCUUGAGAAACUGACUACUGAAUCGCUAGGAACGGACCUGCUUCCUCGAUCAGUGCUCUGCAACACAUUCGAGGGAAAUGAUUAUCUGCUUGUUGGACUGGGCGAUGGCAGUCUUAUGAACUAUGAGCUGAACGUCCAGCAAGGGACAAUUGGUACUCGGAAGCGAGUGUCACUGGGCUCACAGCCUCUCUCACUGUCAACUUUUCGUUCCAAGAACAUGACGCACGUGUUCGCUGCUUGUGAUCGCCCGACAGUCAUAUACUCCAACAACAACAAGCUGCUCUACUCCAACAUCAACUCAAAGGAAGUGAACGUCAUGUGUCCGUUCGACUCCGAGUCCUUCCCAGAGUGUCUGGCGUUGUCGUCCGAAGAAGAGCUGACGAUCGGUACCGUCGAUGACAUUCAGAAGCUGCACAUCCAAACGUUCCACUUGAACGAGUGGGCGCGCCGAAUUGCUCAUGAUCCAGACUCACACACACUUGGAGUGCUGACUGUGAGCUUUACCGUGGACGACACAGGCGAGGAGGUGGAUCAGGGCUUUGUGCGUUUGUUUGACGACCAGACGUUCGAAGUGCUGCACUCGUACCGACUGGAUCCGUUUGAGACCCCCUGCUCAGUCGUCGUAUGUCCUUUUGCUGGAGACUCCGUGAACGCGUCGUACUUUGUAGUUGGAACUGCGUAUAUCCACGAGGAAGAAGCGGAACCCCACCAAGGUCGGAUCCUAGUGUUCGCAGUCACAGGGAUCCAUGGCGAGCGGAAGCUGCAGUUGGUCACCGAAAAGGAAGUCAAGGGUGCCGUAUACUGUCUGAAUUCUUUCAAUGGGAAGGUGCUGGCAGGUGUUAACAGCAAGGCACAGCUUUACAAGUGGAGUGAGAAUACUGACAACGAGAAGGAGCUGGUGUCGGAAUGCGGCCACUACGGUCACACGUUGGUGCUGUAUAUGGAGUCCCGAGGUGACUUUAUUGUGGUGGGUGACCUCAUGAAGUCGAUCUCGUUGUUAAGCUACAAGCAACUGGAUGGUACGAUUGAAGAGAUCGCGAAAGAUCUGAACUCGAAUUGGAUGUCUGCUGUGGGCAUUAUCGAUGACGACACGUACAUAGGCAGUGAGACGGAUUUCAACUUAUUUACUGUGCAACGCAACAGCGGCGCGGCGUCUGAUGAAGAGCGUGGCCGUCUAGAGACAGUUGGAGAGUUCCAUCUCGGUGAGUUCGUUAACCGCUUCAGAUAUGGAUCCCUGGUGAUGCAGAACAGUUCGUCUGCUUCACAAGCUCCUGCUAUUGCCUCUGGGCCCACUGCCAUGGUUGAUGUGGGUGAACCAGCUCCUGUUGUUCCAGCCGUUCAAAACCAGUCGAUGCUGUUUGGCACUGUCAGCGGCAUGAUUGGUGUGAUCUUGCCGAUCACUAAAGACCAGUACGCGUUCUUACUACGCGUCCAGCAAGCGCUCACACAAGUCGUGAAGGGCGUUGGUGGCUUUUCGCACAAGGACUGGCGCACGUUUGAAAACCGGCGGUCAGUGUCUGAAGCUCGGAACUUUAUCGAUGGAGACUUGGUGGAAAGCUUCUUGGACUUGCCGAAGCCUCAGAUGAUGAAGGUUGUGGACAAGUUGAACAGUGAUGGGAUGCUGGAUGGAACGGAUCAAUUUACGGUGGAGGAUCUGACUUUGCGGAUUGAAGAACUCGCACAACUACACUAAGUGAUUCAUACAGCUUACAAUUGAUGGACAGAGGAGCUGCACGGACGCAUUCGAUCUGUGUUUCAAUCACAAUUUGCUUUGCACUUGGAA